Messenger RNA from Ficedula albicollis (Collared flycatcher), 837 nucleotides. Its product is annotated as amyloid beta A4 precursor protein-binding family B member 3-like. Gene Ontology annotation, molecular function: transcription factor binding; amyloid-beta binding. Gene Ontology annotation, cellular component: nucleus; cytoplasm. NCBI's taxonomy places the organism in Eukaryota, Metazoa, Chordata, Aves, Passeriformes, Muscicapidae. The record is from RefSeq and is a predicted model, not a curated record. The annotation marks the transcript as partial. The transcript is spliced from 8 exons. Gene Ontology annotation, biological process: regulation of DNA-templated transcription.
CUGCAGGGCCAGGACCUAGUGAUGAUUCUGAAGAAAGACACCAUGAGCCUGGUGGACCCCCUCGACCACAGCCUGAUCCACCGCCAGCCCAUCCUCAACAUCCGUGUCUGGGGUGUUGGCUGCAACAACGGCAGGUGCCAGGGGGACAGAGACUUCGCCUUUGUGGCCAGUGACAAGGACACCUGUGUCCUCAAGUGUCACGUCUUCCACUGCAAUGUGCCUGCCAAGGGCAUCGCCAAGGCUCUGCAUGAGAUGUGCUCCAAGAUCGUGGCCGAACGAGCUGUAGCGAGCAGCAGGCUGCCCCGUGCCGCCACGCUGGAGCCCAUUUCUGCCGAGGACCUGCCACUGCAAGUGGAUAUCCUAGAAGCGGUGCGGCAGUCGAUGCAGACCUACGAGGCGCUGUACAUCGGCAGCCUGCCCGUGCCCAGGGCCAUGGGGAUGGAUGUGUUGAACGACGCCAUCGAGAAGCUGACGAGACGCCCUGGGCGGGAGAACUGGACGCCCUCCCUCAUCUACGUGUCCGACACGGCCAUGAGGGUGCACCCGGCACAGGAGCCCGAGGAGGCGGCGCACAUCUGGGAGUGCCAGGUGCGGUACGUGACCUUCCUGGGCGUGGGCCGGGACGCGCACACCUUCGCGCUCAUCGUGGACACGGGGCGACGCUUCCAGUGCGCGGCCUUCUGGUGCGAGCCCGACGCCGGCACCAUCUCGGAGGCGGUGCAGGCCGCCUGCAUGGUGCAGUACCAGAAGUGCCUCGUGGCCGCCGCGCCGGGGGCGAAGGCGAAGAGCGCGGCUGGCCGGGGCCGGGGCGGGCCGGCGGCCGCGGGGAACGCUGCC